This is a messenger RNA of Tilletiopsis washingtonensis, 3555 nucleotides long. RefSeq lists its product as hypothetical. The transcript has 6 exons. Bases 134 to 3394 code for a protein of 1086 amino acids. NCBI's taxonomy places the organism in Eukaryota, Fungi, Basidiomycota, Exobasidiomycetes, Entylomatales. Gene Ontology annotation, molecular function: nucleotidase activity; protein binding. Gene Ontology annotation, biological process: nucleotide catabolic process; pyrimidine nucleobase metabolic process. The record is from RefSeq and is a predicted model, not a curated record.
CACUCGCUCCGACGCUCCUCGCCCACGUCACUGCCUCUCUCUGCGCCGUCCGCUCACUCCGGCCUCUCCUUGCGCCGGCCUGUGUCCGUUUGGCUGCUCGCUGCUGCGGCACGCGUGCUGAGCGUCCGCGGCCAUGCGCCGCAGCACGACGGGCCGCCUGAGCGAGGGCGUGCGAGGCGGCACGGCCAGCGCUCAGGGUGCGGCCGGGGCACAGCAGCUCAACGGCACAAGUCGCAGCGCAGCAGCCCCGCGGCGCUCGGCUGCCAAGGCUGAGCAUGCCCAGCCACGGCCGCCAGACGCAGCGGCGGACGCAGGCAAGCCCGCUGCCGCAGCCGCACCGGAAGCUGCCUCUGCUCCGGCCACCUUCGAGCUGAUGGACGAGGAGCAGCGCAAGGUCGUCGGCGCCAUGGAGCUGCGUCCGGGUGCGCUGAGCCCGUCGGCGGAGGACAAGGAGAAGGGCGUCGUGUGGUUCGACAUCGACAAUACGCUCUACCCGGCCUCGACGCAGAUCGCCUCGAUGAUGGCCACGCGCAUCCGUGCCUACUUCCUGACGCUCGGGCUCGACGAGGCCGAGGCGGAGAAGCUGCACCAGCACUACUACAAGUCGUACGGCCUCGCGAUCCGCGGCCUCGUCAAGCACCACCGCAUCGACCCGCUCGACUACGACCGGCGGUGUGAUGCCUCUUUGCCGCUCGACCAGGUGCUGCGGCCCGACAGCGAGACUAUUGCAUUACUGCGCGACAUCGACCGCUCCAAGUACCGCGUGUGGGCGCUGACGAACGCCUAUAAGACGCAUGCGCUGCGCGUGCUCACGCUGCUCAACAUCCUGCCGAUGUUCGAGGGCCUCGUCUUCUGCGACUACAGCAACGCCGACUUUGCCUGCAAGCCCGAGCCGCGCUUCUACCACGCCGCCUGCUCCUACGUGGGCACGUCGCCCGAGCGCUGCUGGUUCGUCGACGACUCGGCGCUCAACAUUCAGAGCGCCAAGCGCCUCGGCUGGGCCAACUCGGUGCUCUACCGCGAGGAGGAGGCAGUCGAUGCCGUCAAUGCGCCGCCAACCAACGGCGAGUUCGUGCCGCGCGAGCUGCGUGCCUUCAAUGCGCCAGCGAAGCUCGAGAGCCUGGCUCUGUCGAAUGGCAACGCCGAGCACGAUGCAGAAGGCGUCAGCCAGCAGCUGCGCGCCCUGGCACCCGCUGCACGGGUGCGCCUCCUGAGUCUCCUGCUCGACAGCGCCUCGUCGCCGUCAGAGCUGAGCGUCAUGGCGCGUGCGGUCGAGCGGCAUAUGCGGCUGCGCCACGACUUUGUCUCUGCGAUCGGCAGCAGCAUCACGCUGGCCAUCUUCUCGCGCCUCUCCGUCAGCGAGUUGCUGCGCUGCCGGCAAGUGUCGAAGAAGUGGCGUGAGCUCGCUGCCGAGCCGGAGCUGUGGCGCUCUCAUGCCCUAGCGCUGACGGAGAGCGACCCGUCGCCCCUCGUUGCCCCUACUACGCCCGAGGGCUGGGAGCCGCUCGUGCGCGGCCUCUACUUCCGCGAGCGCAACUGGGCACGCGGCGUCUCGCAGCGCAUCGUGCAGAUGCCGGGGCACACCGGCUUCGUCACGGCCAUGAAGCUCAAGGGCCGCACGCUCAUCACGGGCAGCUACGACGAGAGCAUCCGGAUAUGGGACCUGCCGACGGUGCGCUGCACAAAGGUCAUCAAGGCGAAGGCCAUUGCCUGCCUGGACUUUCUGCCGAAGCAGGGCGUGUUGGCUGCGGGUCUGUACGACACCGGUCGAGUCAUGAUCUGGAGCCUGAAGACCUACGAGCUGCUGCACACCUUCACGGGCCACAACAAGGGCAUCCGCUCGCUGGCACUCAGUCCAAAGGGCGUGCUCGUGUCGGUGGGCCAGGACAAGGCCAUUAACGUCUGGGACUGGCGUACCGGCGAGAAACGCUGCCGCUGGGGCCAGCAGAGCAACGUAUCGCUGGGCGUGGCCAUCGUGAAUGACGACCAGGUCGUUGCGGUCACCGUCGACGCUGUCAUCCGCACGUUCUCGAUUAGACGCAAGGAGAUGAUCGGAGAGUACCACAUUAGCAAGCUAGCCGGCGGCGGCGCCAAGGCACGCGAGCUUGCUGGACUCGGAGGCGAUGCGAACAUGAUGCUCUGGUUUGCGGCGCAAAGGCGCACGCUGACCGUGGCGAGCAAGGACGCCAUCAUCCACCUCGAGUGGCAAGAGCAUGUCGUGCCCAUCGAGGACGAGCCUUCUCCGACCGCAUCGCGCGCUGGCACGCCGAUGCGAGGCGCGCCCGGUGCGUCCGCACUGCGCUCGCGUAAGGACGCCGCCGAGUCGCCUCUGCGCUCGCGGCGCGAGUCUUCACAGGGCAGCAUGAGCGCCGCUGCAAGCUCGCCAAGCUUGGCUGGACGUGCUCGACGGGAUUCGAUCGAGAGCAACGCGUCUGUUGCCAGCAACGCGACCGCGAUGACGAGCGCCACUUCAAGGCGUUCGCUCGGCGGCGCGCCAACGUCUGCUCGUUCGCCGCCAUCAGGAAGUCGCAGCGCCGCUCCGAUGCAUGCGCUCACGCGCUCGACAUCUCUCGCCACGCCAUCCAGGCCGCAGCCGGCAGCCGUCGCGGACCAAAGACGCGCCGCUAGAGCGAGCGGCAGCCCAGCACCGCCGCCGUGGCCCGCGCCUCGCAACUCGCCGCGCCUUUCGCUCACCACGUCGCCCCGCCUCUCCUCGUCGGCCUCGCUCUCCUUCCCGAGUCCGAGCCCGAGCAGCCCGUCUCUCUCGUCGCUUGCAUCAUGGCAGGCAGGCGUGCAGUCCGCCGCAUCGGACGAGCCACGAGCAACGCGCAUCGAGGCCAAUCUGGGCGCGCCGCCACAGCUGGUGGACAUCAUUCGUGGCAUCCCGGACGCGGCGACUGGCUGCGUGGACCCGGGCAAGCGGCGCCUCGUCAGCGCCAGUCGCUUCAGCAGCCGUGCGGGCGCCGAUCGGCGUCUCUAUGUCUCGACGCUGCAGACUGACGGGCCUGACGCGACCGCAAGGCGCAGCACGGUGCCCGUCGGAGGCGCCUGGCAGGCAGAGGCAGAGACGCUGGCGCAGCCUGCAAACAACCCUCUGUGCAUCGUGCACGAUGCCGACACGCUCGUCGUCGGCACGUCAUCCGGCCUGGUCUACUCGAUUGGCUUCGUCGGCGACGAGCACAGCCGCGGCUGGAUCGACACGGACGAAGGCGCCGACGACGAGAUGCUGCGGGGCACGAACGCUGCGCGGCAGGACGUCGUCAUCUCGGACCUGGUGCAGCUGCGUCAGGUGUGGAGCGAGCUCUUCCUGCCGGCAGACGCGCCGCCCGAUCAUCCCGGACGCUUCAAAGACGACAUGCAGUGCGAUCUGGUCGCUGCCAUGGGCCUCGCCUAGACACAAUGCAGCGGUACAAGCUCAUGAUGGUGACGCGUGUGCAUUGCUCAGCCAGUGAGCAUCGCCGUGAGACGCCCGCGGAUCUCGUCAGCGCCCGGCAGCUCCGACUCUGCCACGGCCGGAUGCCGCUCGCGAACGACUGCUGUGAACGCUUCGUAGCU